Messenger RNA from Labrus bergylta (ballan wrasse), 2767 nucleotides. Its product is annotated as interleukin-17 receptor A. Gene Ontology annotation, molecular function: interleukin-17 receptor activity. NCBI's taxonomy places the organism in Eukaryota, Metazoa, Chordata, Actinopteri, Labriformes, Labridae. The record is from RefSeq and is a predicted model, not a curated record.
UAGUACCAAAAUUAGUUUUUUGUUUGUUUAGCUACUUCAUUCUUUGUAUGUGACAGAGUUUUUGUACAGCAAUUAACUGUGACCCUUUUCUCAGACUCUAACAUGCAGUAUAAACUGUUCAUAGCAGACAUUUGAUCCUUUAAGCUUGGCCACUGCUGCCCUCUAGUGACUGGUGUUUCAAUGUUUUACAAUUGGCAUCAAUCUAAUGUGCAUUUACACAAAAAACUCACUUUCUUGAUACACACCUACUUCUUAAAAAUGCAGUUUGAACGUGCAGUAUUUGUCUUGUCUGUGCAGAGACAAAGGAAACUACCAACCACAUGAGAUUAAAAAAAAAAGCAUCCUUCCUUUGUAGUCAGAUUUUAGAACCUGAUAAACAUGCAACAACUAACAAUGGUUGAAAUGAGAUCAGAGUGAGACUUCUUUGUGUUGUCGUAGCAAAAGACCCGACACACUUCCCACAUUGAGUUAACUAUUUUUGUUGAAUCUUGAGUUUUUAAAGCUUGUCCUUCUGUGUUGCGGAGUCACAGCAGCUCCACCAAAAUGAACCAUGUUUUUUUUUUCCUCUGUUGUGUGACUGCGGGACUAGCGGACUGGUCUUCUCUCAGGACUCUAGACAAGCGUCUGGACUGCCGUCAACCAGGUCUGAAGAAAUGUGAAAUUGAAAACUGCUCAGAGAGCCACAUGAUGGUACCGAGAAAAGAAGCUCCCACCGGCCCGGAUUGGGAUUCUGAUCAUGUGGGAAUCUGGAUGGACGAUGAUGAGCCUCAUUCUGUCGUUAAUGUGACGUGGAAGCCAUUGCUAAAUGGAGGUAUACGCAAACUUCGUGGAUCAGUGAUAAGGAUUCAGGAUGAUACUACAAAUCAAAGUAUGUGUGUGCAGUAUUCUUUCGGGAUCUACAAAGUGUUCAAUCCAAGAGAAGAGAGGUGGAUUUUUUCUUUGGAUGGCGUUGUGGUUGAACCAGGUAGGACGUACACAGUGUCCGUUUUUAAUUUACCAGAACCUGAAAUUGGAGACUACAGGAUUGAAAAGCAAAUUGCCAUCCCAGGAUGUAGUGACAGGAGGAUCCAAAAGUCUCUACCGUGUCUGCAAAAUGGUAGUCUCUGGGAUCCUCACAUGAGCUCUAAUCUGUCUGUUGAUAGGGAGCAUAAAAAGUUAUCUCUUGUUUUGGGAUUUGAGGCGGCACAGUACUCAGAGAUGUACAAAGUCUCUGUGAUCCAGAGUCAUAGUUUGCUUCGCUCAGAGAAUAUCUCAAAGGAAAACAGAACCUAUCUGAAUGUGCCAUUUGAGUUUGAUUUGUGGGAGCUCUCUCAGUGUGACAUGUUGAUAACGAUUCAUCCAUUUUUCAUUCGAUGCAAGAAUGACUGUUUGAUUUGGGAGAAUACACUGAAUUACUGCCAAUAUUAUCCACCACGGACCUUGUUUAUAAAGACUGCUGUUGGGCUGUUUGUCAUUGGUGUUUUUCUUGCAUUUUUAGUGUGGAGCGCAUCUCAUGAAGAGCCUGUGAUCAUAUCCUCAUGCGCUGAUGAAGAACAGCCAGAACGUUUCAAAGUGCAGGAGAGAAAAAGAGUUCUCAUCAUUUACUCCCUGGACCAUCCUUUAUACAAAAACAUUGUUCUCAAGCUCUGUGCCUUCCUGGUGACCAAAUGUGGCACUGAAGUGGUCCUGGAUCUGCUGGACUCUACUAGACUGGGAGUGAUGGGAAGAAUCCAGUGGUUAGACUGGCACAGACGAGAAAUAGAAAGGUCUUCAGAUAAGAUACUCUUCCUGUGCUCAAAAGGAGUUCAAGCCAAAUGGCGAGCCAUGUGUGGAGACAGACAGGUGUUUCUGCGAGAGGAUGCACGCUCACUUGUAGGUGACAUGCUCAGUCCGGCCCUCAGCCUCAUGGUCCCACAUUUCAUCCGAUCUGCAUCAUUUGAAAAGUACAUCGUGGCUUACUUUGAUGACGUCUGUUCUGAGGAAGACGUGCCUUCACCUUUCCACAUUACUGUACGAUACAAGCUGAUGAAACAGUUUGAAGAGCUCUUUUUCAGGAUCCUAGACACCGAAAAGCACAAGCCAGGCAGUGUGAACCACAUCGAAGGUCUAUCAGAGGGCGAGUACCACCACUGUCCCUCAGGCAGAGACCUGCAGGAUGCCAUAGAGGCUUUUCAAGUGUACCAGCUGGAGCAUCCACAGUGGUUUGAAGAAGAGCUACUGGAGAGUUCAGAGCUGGAAGUCGAGGAGAGCUCAGCUCAGAUCUGUCAGGAAGCAAAAAUAACUACAACCUUCAAUACAGGUUGUGAACCUGGCUCUGCAGGUUGUAUCAGUCCUGUAGAGACACAGGAAAGUGGUUUUACUAUAAAUGUACUGAAUUUGAGUGAAGAGUGUCACAUGCACAUCACAGCUGAAUACAAGCCUCUUUUAAUCUAAAACCUCCAGACAGUUGAGACAUUUAACAGUUUGAUAAAUACACGCAAAGCAAGUGUUCCUUUUAUUGCUUUUUUUCUGGUUUUAUGAUGUAAACUAUUUUUCUUCUUUCCCUUUCCCCCCUUUAAAUCUCAUAUAACCUUAUGGAGUGCCAACAUCAUCAAUAAUGGUACAGCAGUUCAUUACAACAAUCUACAAAGAUCUCCUUCAAUAGAGAAUGAAGCUAAUGAGCUAUUUAAAUAUUCUCCAAUGAAUGACAAUAUCAUACAAGCAAGAAAAGAGAGAGAAGUCAGCAGUGUAAAUGUAAACAUGUAAUGUACUCAUACGACUUGAACAAAUAAAUGAGAGUCUUGUCAAA